Molecule: messenger RNA, 3065 nt
Organism: Mercurialis annua (annual mercury)
Lineage: Eukaryota; Viridiplantae; Streptophyta; Magnoliopsida; Malpighiales; Euphorbiaceae
Product: KIN14B-interacting protein At4g14310
Exons: 3
Coding region: 144-2879 (911 amino acids)
Molecular function (GO): protein binding
Source: RefSeq, a predicted model, not a curated record
GAUUAGAUUUCAUUUCCCAUCGAUCUCCAAAACCCUAAAUUAUUAAAAAAACUCUCUUAAAUUCAAUUUGGAUUCAAAAUCCCAACUUUACUCUAAGUUUUAUUAGGUUACCUAAAUAAUUGCAUUUAUUACAAGAAAGCCCCAUGUCAGCUCCAUCGACUCGCCGUCUCAAAGACCGAAAUGGCAUCGCCGGUCCCAAAAUCGCCGCCGUGCAGAAACCCAAAAAAAUUAUCACCCCAAUUUCAAAUUCUACCCCAAACCCUUGUUCCGCCCUUAAAAAAUCAACUUCCGGCGUAGAGAAUCCCGGGCUCAAUUCUCGGACCCAGAAGCCCACGAUCCGAUCAGUGCCACGUGUUGAUAAAGUUGCCGCGUCAGCCGCCGUGGUUGUUCCGAGGAGUGACGGAAGUGAAAGUCGAAUGCGGUGGUCAACUUCAUCGGUGCCAAGAGGUAGGAGUUCAAGCCCAUCUGAUUUCAUUAGGGUUUUUAGAGAUUCUAGGGUUUGUAAAGGAGAGAGCGAUAAUCGUGAGGUGUCGAGUGCAGAGAAAAAGAAUAGGACUAGAAACUCUGUAGAUAGUAAAGAAAAUGGUCGGUUUAGUGUUGGAGUUGAGAGAAAUGAGAAGAGUUUAAGCCGGAUGAAAGUUUCGGGUGGAAAUUUUAAUAAUGUAAUGCAGUUAAGAAAAGUUAGUGAUGUUGGUAAUGUCGGUGUUAAAUUCGAUAAGUUAUCUGUAGAUAGUUCUGGGUCUGAUUGUAAAGUCGGUUGCUCUAACGAGUUAAGUGAGAAAAGAAGCAAAAUUAAGGUCUUGGAAAAUUUGAAAGACAAGGGUUUGUUUGAAGAUAGUAUAGGCAGUAAGGUUGGCGUUAAAUAUCCGAGUAAAAUUUAUGAGAAGGUUGCUUUUCUAGAAGGAAAAGUGAAGAGGAUUGCGUCUGAUAUUAAGAGGACUAAGGAGAUGUUGGAUAUGAAUAAUCCUGAUGCGUCUAAGAAGACACUAUCAGCUAUUCAGGAUAAGCUUUCUGGGAUCGAGAAGGUGAUUAGAAAUGUUGGAGGUGAUUCUUCGAAAAAAAUUGUGAAUGAAGUUGGAGGUGAUUCUUUGAGAAUUUCUGUGAAUGAAGUUGGAGAGAAGGAGACUGUUGUGAGGAGUAAAAAUGAGAGAGUGGAUCAGGUGAAGGGUUCUGUUAAAGGGUUGAACAGUGAAGAACUUGAAGCAAGGCUUUUUCCUCAUCAUAAGUUGCUUAGAAAUCGAAUUUUGUUGAAGGAAACAUUAGGAAGUUCACAGCUUCAUAUUGAAUCAACCAGUGAACCAAAGAUCAAGGAGAUGAUGUUAAGUCCUGUUGAAGAAAAUACAAUUGCACUUGAGUUUUUGGCUUCACUUAAUAAACAAGACACAAAGGUAACUCUCAGAGAUACAGUUGUGGGUUUCGAAUCUAGUGAAGUCAAAGAAACUGAGAAUGCUGAAUCUUCGAGCAAGCCCGAUUCUUCAAAUGUGCCACACAGGAAGAGUGAGGAGGAGCCCUUUCUCACUUCUGAGGAGACACUUGAUGAGUUUGAUGACCAGGAAAAUAAACAGGUGCAUGUAACUGCUGAAGAGACUGAAGAUACUUGUGUCUUUCAAGUGAAUGAAAUAGGCACAAAAAGUUCAACAGGAGGUUGGUUUGUUUCAGAGGGAGAGUCUGUUCUUCUCGCUCAUGAUGAUGGGUCAUGUUCCUUUUAUGAUAUCGCCAAUUGUGAGGAGAAGGCUGUAUACAAGCCUCCAGAGGGAGUAUCACCUAACAUUUGGAGAGAUUGCUGGAUAGUACGUGCACCUAGUGCUGAUGGAUGCUCAGGGAGGUAUGUAGUGGCUGCAUCUGCUGGAAGUACUCUUGAUUCGGGUUUUUGUUCGUGGGAUUUCUAUACCAAAGACGUGCAAGCUUUUCACAUGGAGGAUGCAGAAGCACCCAUUUCAAGAACAGUACUAGGUCCCAUACCCAACAGUGCCAUGUAUAGAAGAAAUAUAUCGUCUACUUCCGUGUUGCCAGAAACUCGACAAUGGUGGUAUAGACCAUGCGGACCUCUAAUUGUGGCUACUGCCUCCUCCCAAAGGGUAGUCAAAAUAUUUGAUGUGCGCGAUGGGGAGCAAAUAAUGAAAUGGGAAGUGCAGAAGCCUGUUUUAGCAAUGGAUAAUUCAAGUCCUUUGCAGUGGAGAAACAGAGGAAAGGUUGUUAUAGCUGAAACAGAAGCAAUAUCAGUGUGGGAUGUGAAUUCUCUGAACCAACAAUCACUACUAUCUAUCUCUUCGUCUGGUCGAAAAAUCUCUGCUCUACAUGUUAAUAACACUGAUGCUGAAUUAGGUGGUGGGGUUCGGCAAAGAGUAAGUUCUUCAGAAGCUGAAGGAAAUGACGGCGUCUUCUGCACUUCCGACUCAAUUAAUAUAUUAGAUUUCCGCCAUCCAUCUGGUAUUGGUCUUAAGAUACCAAAAGUCGGUGGAAAUGUGCAGUCAGUUUUCACUCGUGGAGACUCUGUCUACAUUGGCUGUACAAAUGCAAAGUCUGAAGGGAAAAAAGAACUUUACUCGCAGGUCCAGAAGUUUUCGUUGCGCAAACAGGGGGUAGUCAGCUAUUACACGAUGCCAGAAUCCAAUGCUCACCCGCACCACUCAGCCAUAACACAGGUUUGGGGGAACUCCGACUCGGUGAUGGGUGUUUGUGGGCUAGGGUUGUUCGUCUUUGACGCAGUGAAAGAUGACGAGGCGCAGUCUUCCGCUGCCGGUGAUAGCUGUUGUACACAAAAUGUUAAAGAUGUCAUUGGUCCAAAUGACUUGUAUUCUCCAUCUUUUGACUACAUGUCGUCACGUGUGCUCAUUAUAUCAAGAGAUCGUCCGGCACUGUGGAGCUACUUAAAAUAGGAUAUAAAACUGUUCGGUGUAAUUUGUAUCGGACAAGAGGUCUGCUUGCUGGCUAUAAUGGUGGUCCUGUUCUAUUCUAUUUGUAUGUUAUGUGAGAUCAUUUAGAGAAUGUAUUUUGUAUACAAACAGAAUUUGAGGAUCAAUUUGUAUGCUUUUUGUGUCUUACUGCAUAAAUUAAUAAGUUUA